Molecule: messenger RNA, 4768 nt
Organism: Lepus europaeus (European hare)
Lineage: Eukaryota; Metazoa; Chordata; Mammalia; Lagomorpha; Leporidae
Gene: SHB
Product: SH2 domain containing adaptor protein B
Molecular function (GO): phosphotyrosine residue binding
Source: RefSeq, a predicted model, not a curated record
GCCGCCGAGACGGGCACGGGCGGGCGCUGCUGCCUCCCUGCGUGGCUCGCUCUCCCGCCGGCUGCGGGGCCGGGCUCGCCCCGGCGCUCUCGGGAAGGAGAAAGCGGGGGCCGAGGACGCCAAGUUCCCUCAGCAGCGGCAGCAGCGGCGGAUCCCGGCCGCGGCGGAGGCUGCGUCUCGGACGGGACAGAAGCGCGCGCCGCGGCGGGAGGCGCCCGGGCCUUCCGCUCUCGGCGAGGCGGCGGGCCGGGACCCCCAUGAGACGCGCCCGCGAGGGGCGCGGGAUCCGAAGCCCGGGAGGCGCGCGGCGGAGGCGGAGGGCGGCGCUGCAGCUCCGGAGCUCCAGAGCUGCCGGCAGGCGGCGGCGGCGGCGGCAGCAGCGGCGGCGGCGAGAACUUGAACUUGGCGUCGGGAGCGGGCGCCCCGGACGCCCCUCGCUGGGGCUGGGGCGCCGAGGGACCUGGGCGGCAGCGCUGCCCCCCGAAUGGCCGCGGCGGCGGACCAGGCUCCCGCGCCGCGGCCCUAGGCGGCCUCUCGCCAUGGCCAAGUGGCUGAACAAGUACUUCAGCUUGGGCAACAGCAAGACCAAGAGCCCGCCGCAGCCGCCGCGGCCGGACUACCGCGAGCAGCGGCGCCGAGGCGAGCGGCCCUCGCAGCCCCCCCAGGCCGUGCCGCAGGCCGCCUCGGCCGCCUCAGCGUCCUGCGGUCCGGCCGCCGCCUCCUGCUUCUCGGCGUCGUCGGGCUCGCUGCCCGACGACAGCGGCAGCACGAGCGACCUUAUCCGCGCCUACCGCGCGCAGAAGGAGCGCGACUUCGAGGACCCCUACAACGGGCCGGGCUCGUCGCUGCGCAAACUGCGCGCCAUGUGCCGCCUGGACUACUGCGGCGGGGGCGGCGGCGGGGAGCCGGGCGGGGGCCAGCGCGCCUUCUCCGCCUCGUCCGCGUCGGGCGCCGCCGGCUGCUGCUGCGCCUCCUCGGGCGCCGGCGCCGCGGCGUCCUCGUCGUCGUCCUCGGGCUCCCCGCACCUCUACCGCAGCAGCAGCGAGCGGCGGCCCGCCACGCCGGCCGAGGUGCGCUACAUCUCCCCCAAGCACCGCCUCAUCAAAGUGGAGAGCGCCGCGGGCGGCGGCGGCGGCGGCGGCGGCGGCGCGGGGGACCCUGCGGGGGGCGCCUGCUCCGGCGGCCGCACCUGGAGCCCGACGGCCUGCGGAGGCAAGAAGCUGCUCAACAAGUGCGCCGCCGCGGCCGCCGAGGAGAGCGGGGCCGGCAAGAAGGACAAGGUGACCAUAGCUGAUGACUACUCGGAUCCUUUCGAUGCCAAGAAUGAUCUCAAGAACAAAGCAGGAAAGGGGGAGAGUGCCGGCUACAUGGAGCCCUACGAGGCCCAGAGGAUCAUGACAGAAUUCCAGAGGCAGGAAAGUGUCCGGUCCCAGCACAAAGGCAUCCAAUUAUACGACACCCCUUAUGAGCCCGAAGGCCAAAGCGGCGACUCCGACUCGGAGAGCACGGUGAGCCCCCGGCUGCGCGAGAGCAAGCUGCCCCAGGACGACGACAGGCCCGCCGACGAGUACGACCAGCCGUGGGAAUGGAACCGGGUCACCAUCCCGGCCCUGGCAGCCCAGUUUAACGGCGGUGAGAAGCGGCAGUCGUCCCCCUCGCCUUCCCGGGACCGGCGGCGUCAGCUUCGUGCUCCUGGUGGGGGCUUCAAGCCCAUCAAACACGGCAGCCCCGAGUUCUGCGGGAUCCUGGGAGAGAGAGUAGACCCCGCUGUGCCACUGGAGAAGCAAAUAUGGUAUCACGGAGCCAUCAGCAGAGGAGACGCCGAGAACCUGCUACGGCUCUGCAAGGAGUGCAGCUACCUUGUCCGGAACAGCCAGACCAGCAAGCACGACUACUCCCUGUCCCUGAAGAGCAACCAGGGUUUUAUGCACAUGAAACUGGCCAAAACCAAAGAGAAAUACGUCCUGGGGCAGAACAGCCCCCCAUUCGACAGUGUCCCGGAAGUCAUCCACUACUACACCACCAGGAAGCUGCCCAUCAAAGGCGCCGAGCACCUGUCCCUCCUGUACCCGGUGGCCGUGCGGACCCUGUGAGCAGACCAGCCCGGCUCUGAGCCAGCGGCCCGGCCGCCGUUGUCCUGUGCGUGUCGUGUGCACGGCACUAGCACACCACUGCGUGUCCCUCGAAUGCCCGAGAGGGCCUGGAUGAAGAUGAGGGACAGAAGCCACCCCGGCCCCCACCCAACCCCCUCCUUGAGUUUCUGUGAAUUAAAAUAUUUGCAAAUCCAAAGAGAUGCCUUCCAGGAUGAACAAAGGCAGAGCUGCCCGGAGGGGCGGGGCACGAGCUCCCGGGCGCAUCUCUUUGUUCACCAGCUGUCAGGGUUCACACCUGUGUGUGAGGCCAAGUUUUCCCACCGGUGCUAGGAGCCAAAUGCUGGCGCUCUGAGAGCCCAGGAGGCCCGGGGCUCCCGCCCCACCCUGGCGCGUGCGUGUGUGCUGUGUGUGUGUGUGCGCGUGCGUGUGAGAGAGCAUGGGCACACACGGAUGAGUGAAACCCACGGAUCCACUCGUAGUCACUCAGUGUAAUCAUUAGAUCGUCAAGCUAUUGUGUGCAGUCCAAAAGAGGCCUCAAUUAUUUAUGAAUAGGGUGUGUAAAUAAAAUAGUCAUUUAAUAUAUAUUCUUAAUCCCUUUUUUUAAUGUACCAGAGAGGGCCUCUUGCCUGCUGGGUUCAUUCCCAGAGCAAGGGCGGUCUGCUCUGUGCUUGCCGGUGUGAGCAGCCCCCAGGUGGGCAAGGAGGCAGGGGCCCACAGGACAGGUGCAGCAGCAUGGGGGUGGGGCAUUCCUUGGCCCCGCCCCCAAAGAGUCCUCGUGCAAUCCCUGCCCCCAGGCCUGCAUUGGUUGUGGCCAGCAUCCAGCAACCAGGGUUUGCCUGCAGCCAGUGAGUCUGCAGAGGGCUCUUCUCCCGUCAUCCCGCAGUUACACAGAGAGGGAAAGUAACUUGCCCGCAGUCACCCAGCUCAUGAGCAGCAGAGCAGGCUCCACGGCCAAUGCUCUUCCCCCGCCUCUACGUGGCCUGGCUGUCACCCUGCUUUGGGGUGGGGCAGGAGCAGGGCAGCAUCCCAGCCUUGCAGGGGACACGGAGCCUGAUCUGGUGUCCGCCUGCUUACACACAGAAAGGUGACCUUGACAGCACUAGGGGUUCUUCCCCGCCCACCUGGUACUGUGGAGGGGUGGCUGCCGCCCACUGAACCCAGAGCAAGGGCUCCAGCGUGGGCACAGGGCCAGCGCCGUCGCCCAGCACACAUCCUCCCACCCCCCUGCUGAUCCGCAUAGACUGGAGUCUGGGGGCCGACGUGGCGCACGCGGGAAGGGCCUCAGCUCGGACACGGCGGCCGUCUUCAGAGGUGAUUCCGGCUCGCUGCUGAGGUGCGGACACAGAGGCCCCGCAAAGGGGGAGAACUCGCCAAGGCUGCCCGUGGACUCGGGGCAGAGCAGGACUAAAAGCCGGGCCCACUGGGGGACAGUGUGGGUUUCCACGGUCUGUGGCCGAAGCCGUUUCCUGGGCGACUUGGCAUUCAUCCGCUCCUGUUUCCUGUGGCCUGAGGCUGUCUCCGGAGACGCUGACCUUGACCCUGUGCCUGUUUGCAUUUUUCCAAAGCAUCCUUCCGGUCAAGGGAGGGAGGAGUCUGGUUGUAGGGGGCGGUUUGCACCUGUCUAAUGGAGGAGGCCUGGAAAGUGCAGAGCUUGGCCACGCGGGGAGGGAGGGGGGCCGUGCCACGAGGCUUCACCCUGGCAGGUUCCUGAGGGCUGGAGCUGUGCGUGCAGCCGCUCUGCCCCUUGGAGGGAAUCCUGGGACCCUCUGCGCCCUCGGGGACCAGGCGGGCAGAGGAGCCAGCUUACAGGAUGGGAGCUGCCCAAAGGCAUUUUCCCUUCGUUCCACGAACCUCUCCCUCUUCUUCCUCUGAUUGUGGCUGCUUCCUGUGAGCGUGUGUGCGUGUUUUCUUGGACAAGCCAACAAUCGAAACAGCUUUGGCCUCUCAGAGGCACGCUCACUCGGGUUACUGCCCUGGGCUGGGGGUUCUGUGGCCUUUUUAUCUAUUUGUCAUCUGCGGCCAGUGCCCUGGGGGAAGCAGCUGCCCGGCACCCCGGAGCCCCCGCAGCACUGCUGUCACCCUGCACGGCUCCAGCCACGCCUGGACUCCCUGCCCAGGGCCCCAGAGCUGUGUCUGUCUCUGCCACACUGCUUUGCUCACCGCAGCGCCCACCUGGGAGUCCAGAGCCCUCUCUGCGGCCUCACGUGGCGUCUGCAGACCGAAGGCGGCUUUGUGUGGGAGAGGAGCUCUCCUGGAGAGGUUCCCAGAACAGCCCGGGAAAAACAAGAGGAGGCUCGGGCCUCCAGGAAGGCCAGAGCUGCACAGACCCCUGAUGCGGCUUCCAGCCAGCAGGUGGAGGGAGCCCCGGCAGCCUCGGCGGCAAACCCAGCGCCAGGGUUCCAAACGCCAAGUCCUACAAAGCUCCCCAGGCCAGACCUCAGGAAGCAGCCGAAGCAGGGGCCGGGCUGGGUCAGGCCACCGUCCAGCAAAUUGCCACAUCUGUCUUUUCCACCUGCCAGAGCCACCCCAGGGACCCCCGGCCUCCCCGCCCCCCUCGGCGAGGCCCCUUCCAGCCCCCUCCUGCUGAGACAGCGUCAAUGUCAGCUUCCAGUUGUGUGUGCCCCUGUGUGUGAUGACGGAUACUUAAUGUGCAGCUUGUAAUACACACGUGUCUU